Messenger RNA from Podospora bellae-mahoneyi, 2093 nucleotides. It is a transcript of the gene RFC3, whose product is annotated as Subunit of heteropentameric Replication factor C (RF-C). Lineage: Eukaryota; Fungi; Ascomycota; Sordariomycetes; Sordariales; Podosporaceae. The transcript is spliced from 3 exons. Gene Ontology annotation, molecular function: DNA binding; ATP hydrolysis activity; DNA clamp loader activity. The record is from RefSeq and is a predicted model, not a curated record. Bases 363 to 1532 code for a protein of 389 amino acids. Gene Ontology annotation, cellular component: DNA replication factor C complex; Rad17 RFC-like complex; Ctf18 RFC-like complex. Gene Ontology annotation, biological process: DNA-templated DNA replication; DNA repair.
GAGCAUGUGAAAUGAUGCUUAUUGAUAGCUGUGGGACGUCACAAAACCACAAGAUCUCGAGCGGUCGUUAAACGUGUGGGACGGUGUUCAACGGUACGGCGUUAAGCCUCUGGAAGGUGGGGGCAUUUAGUUGGGUAAGUGGAGCUAUGUUGCUUUGUUAAGCCACACCCCACCCAAGCCACUGACACACGCGCCAAGCAGCCAAUUAAGGAAAGACGCGUCGACCGCGUUCUCCCGCGCUGCAGCCUUGAACAUCACCAACUCUAGCAAUUGAACCAUCGCAGUCCAGACCAGCUCUCUCAACUCGCCACAUUUCACUACGACGACCUGUACAGAAAGUCUCGCCCGAAAAGACUCUCAAAAUGUCCGACUUCGAAGAUGAGAUGGACAUUGAUCUCCCCGUCUCCAAAGACGUCACCUUUUCCUCCAGCAAUGCAGCCAAGGGCAAGCGCAGUGCCGCCAAUCUCCCAGUUGAAGCCGAAGACAGCCUUCCAUGGGUCGAAAAGUAUCGCCCAGUCUCCCUCGACGACGUCUCUGGCCACCAAGACAUCCUCGCUACCAUCAACAAGUUCGUCGACUCGAACCGCCUUCCACAUCUCCUUCUCUAUGGUCCACCCGGCACCGGAAAAACAUCCACCAUCCUCGCCCUGGCCCGACGAAUCUAUGGUGCCGAGAACAUGCGCCAGAUGGUCCUCGAGCUCAACGCCUCCGACGACAGAGGUAUCGAUGUGGUCCGCGAGCAGAUCAAGACCUUUGCCUCAACGAAACAGAUCUUUAGUCUUGGAGCAUCGACCUCCAAGACAGGACUUGCCGGUUUCAAGCUGAUCAUUCUUGACGAGGCCGACGCCAUGACGAGCACAGCCCAGAUGGCACUGAGACGAAUCAUGGAGAAGUACACUGUCAACACCCGGUUCUGCAUUAUUGCCAACUACUCCCACAAGCUUAGCCCGGCGCUGCUGUCUCGGUGUACAAGAUUUCGGUUCAGUCCCUUGAAGGAGCGGGACAUCAGGGUGCUGGUAGACAAGGUUAUCGACGAGGAGCACAUCAAGAUCAAGCCUGAAGCGGCCGACGCGCUAGUGAAGCUCAGCAAAGGUGAUAUGAGACGAGCGCUGAACGUGUUGCAGGCUUGCCAUGCGUCAGGUACACCCCUCCAACCAAAAGACGCCCCCAAAAUCCCCGAAGACCAAAUCGUCCGCGAAACCAUCACGGUCGACACAAUCUACAUGUGCGUCGCCGCGCCACCACCAGAUAUCAUCAAGAAGAUCAUGAACACGCUGCUCAGCACGAGCGAUGUGACGGCCUGCUUGGCGGCCGUCAACAGCGUCAAGGUCACACAAGGGUUGGCGUUGGCGGAUAUCAUCACUGCGUUGUCGGAGGAGCUGGUCAAGUUGGAGGUAAAGCCAGAAGUUAUGAUCACCUGGCUUGACCUACUUGCCCAGGUGGAGCAUCGGGUAGCAGGGGGCGCGUCGGAGGUCAUACAGACUGGUGCUGUCGUUGGGGCAGUAAGGAAUGGAGUAGAGUUGAUGGGUUGAUGACACCAGCGCGGACGCUGUAGGAUUGAUAUAUGCAUUGGCAGGCGUUAUGGGCAAUCGCCCGAAGGAGUCGUCACCACCAUAACUGUUGCUUUUUGGUGUCAUGUCAUCUGUUUCAUUUGCAUCUCCUCAUACUUAUGGCACAGUGAUGAGAAGCUCAGGCGUACCGAAAAUGGAAGGCCGAGGGGCGUUGAGCAACCCCAAAAACACUGCCUGAGCAAGACCAGCAGCCUGUUUAUCACAAGGUAGCCAGCCUAGCUUUGCACGAAAGAAGGGUUGGUUCAAGGGUGUUUUGACUAUUUUUCGAUGCAGCCCUAUGCAUCUUCCUAAGAAGUUACGACCAUCUCAUCAGAAGGGCCCUCCUAUACUUUUGACGAAGCUGGUGGCCAAAUCUCGCAGACCUGCAUGACUGGUGAUGAGCUUCCCAAAGCCGCUUCCGGUGGCACUGCCUCGACGAUGUAUAAAACCAUAACGGUGAUCUUCUAUUUUUGGACUUUGAAACUUGAACGUAUAAAGUUUCGCCCGUUAAACCGGCCUUUUCUAUAUAUAAUAUAUCGUUAG